CGAGCUGUGACCGGGUGGCCGGCAUCAGAUUAUUCGGACACGUAGACUCAUGUUUACAGCAUUAUUAAAUUCGUAUUCAUCUUGAGUCUAACUUUCCAGUCCCACAUUUUAACCCCCCUCGAUUGCUAUCCCUCCCUUCCCAAGUCGUCAUCAACCCCGCCUUGCAAGAGACAGCCAAACAAAUUGUGAAAAAGGAGGAAACAAAGAAACAUGUCUUCGCCCAAAAAACACGUUGUUUUCGACGUCGUAGGUACAUGCGUCUCCUUCGACGCCUUCUACGAAGCAAUCGACUCCACAAUCGGGGCCAAACUCCGCCAACACACUAUAACCGCCCAGCACUUUGGCUUCACCUGGCAAACAUCCGCAGAAAUCGAAUUCACCUUCUUCUCCAUCCACGGCGGCUACAAGCCCUACAAAGAAUUACUCUCCGGCUUCUUCUACCGCACCCUCAGCCUCUGCGGCGUCCAAAACCCAAAAUCCAUCUUCACAAAUGAAGAAAGAGAUAGAUGUGUAGAGGGCUACUCGGCGCUCAAGAUGCGACCAGGUUGCCACGAAAUGUUCCAGAUACUACGGGAUAACGGAUUUACUAUCUGGGCACUUACCACCGGCGACGUCAAGCGCGUAAGCGGAUACUUCGAGCGCGCGAACUUGCACAUGCCGCUUGAGAAUCUCGUUAGCUGCGAUUCUGUUGGUGUAGCGAAACCAGCGCUCGCGGCGUACCGCGUCAUGUGGGAUCGGCUAGGCGAAAACGAUGUCAAGUGGUUUGCGGCGGGUCACAUGUGGGAUGUGACUGCGGCGACCAAAGUGGGGUUUCGAGGCGCGUUUACGACGGUAUAUGAGAAGGACGCUUGUCUGGAUGUUUUUACAGAGGCGAAGAUUGAGGUUGUGGAGGAUAGUAUGGUGGGGUUGGCUAGGGUGAUUGUGGAGAAGUCGGGGUGAAAUGAUUCGAACAAGAAAAAAAAUUGAGUUUUCAAAACAUUUUGAAUAGCUUAAAAUCACGAAGACAUAUCUUGCUUGACGACUUGAUUUCAUCGCUCAACG
Bipolaris sorokiniana ND90Pr is the source of this 1041-nucleotide messenger RNA. RefSeq lists its product as uncharacterized. NCBI's taxonomy places the organism in Eukaryota, Fungi, Ascomycota, Dothideomycetes, Pleosporales, Pleosporaceae. The transcript has a single exon. The coding region runs from base 211 to 939 and encodes 242 amino acids. The record is from RefSeq and is a predicted model, not a curated record.